Micropterus dolomieu (smallmouth bass) is the source of this 1059-nucleotide messenger RNA. RefSeq names its product free fatty acid receptor 4-like. The record is from RefSeq and is a predicted model, not a curated record. NCBI's taxonomy places the organism in Eukaryota, Metazoa, Chordata, Actinopteri, Centrarchiformes, Centrarchidae. Bases 1 to 1059 code for a protein of 352 amino acids. Gene Ontology annotation, molecular function: peptide binding; G protein-coupled receptor activity. Gene Ontology annotation, cellular component: membrane. Gene Ontology annotation, biological process: G protein-coupled receptor signaling pathway. The transcript has 3 exons.
AUGGAUAUUAACGCUCAAGCUCACUUACUCCACUUAAGAAACUUCACUUAUUUUUCCUUCUUCUCCGAGCUGCAGCAGUCAGAUCAUGUUGCCACUGCUAUUGUCGAGACCCUGGCUAUCACCUUUGUCUUCCUGGUGUCCGUGGCAGCAAAUGCAGGAGCUGCAGCCCUGGUAACGUGGGAACGCAGACUGCUGGCCAACAAGACCAUCCUGACCCUCAACUUGUUUGUGGCCGACCUGCUGUUUGUCAGCAUGAUCCCACUGAUUGUGUCAGUGCGGUGGACUGUGUCCUGGACGCUGGGGUUUUCGGCCUGUCACACUGUGCUGUAUGUCAUCUGUAUGAGCGGCUGUGUCACCAUCACUACCCUGGCCUCCAUCAGUGUGGAGAGGGUCCAGGCAAUCCUUCGGCUGCAGGCUGUGCCCACUUUAAACCCCAGGAUGGUGACUGCCACCCUCUUAUUCAUCUGGGCCUUUUCUGCACUCACCUCCAUACCCCUCAGUCUGUUCUUCACUGUGAUGGAAGUGGAUUUCCCAGAGCAGAGCCGUGUACACAUUUGUACUCUCAAGUGGCCUGACACAACUGGAGAGAUUGUGUGGAAUGUGGCCUUCACUGCCCUGUGCUUCCUUCUCCCAGGAUUAAUAAUGGUGGUCAGUUACAGCAAAAUAUUACAGAUAGCUAAAAGUUGUAGGCAAAGGCUUCGACCCAGAAACAGACAGCCCCCAGUUGGGGACUGUCUUGAAUAUCACAUCUCCCGCCAGGAUAUGAAGCUCUUCCGUACUCUUCUGGUCCUAAUGCUCUCUUUCUUAAUCAUGUGGAGCCCAAUUUUCAUCAUUACCUUCCUCAUCCUGGCCAGGAACUUCCUUGGUAACCUAUGUGUCUCCUCUACCAUGUUCUUCUGGGUGGUAACGUUCACAAUGGCCAACUCGGCCCUCAAUCCCAUCCUCUACUCGCUCUGCCAGUUCAAGAACGGCUGGCGCAGGCUCUGCUGUGGCUCUGUUGUAGCACCGCUGACAGAAGGAGCUUGUGGCAGUGGUCAAACACAAGCAAAACAGACAUAA